Messenger RNA from Capsicum annuum, 1894 nucleotides. RefSeq names its product E3 ubiquitin-protein ligase PUB23-like. NCBI's taxonomy places the organism in Eukaryota, Viridiplantae, Streptophyta, Magnoliopsida, Solanales, Solanaceae. The transcript has 2 exons. Gene Ontology annotation, molecular function: ubiquitin protein ligase activity. Bases 293 to 1510 code for a protein of 405 amino acids. Gene Ontology annotation, biological process: protein ubiquitination. The record is from RefSeq and is a predicted model, not a curated record.
UCUCCUUGUCUCUCUCUCUUCUGAAUUUUCUUGUGUUGACUUUCUAAUAUUUAUAAUCAACUUGCAUCCAUAACACAUGGACCCUUAUUAAUUACACUUCUUCAUAUUCACACUAAACAUAUAUAUAAACAUCACUUUUUCUCCACAAAAAGUUCAUCUUCAUCUGCUAAAAUCCAAUAACUUCAUGCUUCUAUCUUCAUCCAUAUCCAUAUCCAUAAGCCAAUAUCAGUAAUUUGAAAAAAACGAUAGACAUCUAGCACAUUCACUCUUUUUUUUUUUUCUUAUAGGCAAAAUGGGAGAAAUUGAAAUUCCUUCCUAUUUUCUUUGUCCAAUCUCAAUGGAAGUCAUGAGGGAUCCAGUUAUAAUAUCAACUGGAAUAACCUAUGAUAGACAAAACAUAGAAAAAUGGUUAUUUUCAUGCAAACAUACAACAUGUCCUGUGACAAAUCAAGACCUAAAAUUCACAGAUCUUACUCCAAAUCACAAUCUACGUCGUUUGAUCCAAUCAUGGUGCAUGUUAAAUUCUUCGAAUGGCAUUCAACGUAUGCCAACCCCGAAGCCUCAGGUUCAGAAAGCACACGUUGUUAGAAUCAUGAAAGAAGCACAGAAAUAUCCGGAUAUGCAGUUUAAUUACCUCAGGAGGAUCAAAUCAAUGGCACGCGCAAGCGAGAGUAAUAAAAAGUGUUUGGAGUCUGCGGGGGUGGUUGAUUUCUUGGCCUCGAUUAUGAUCAAGGAAAAAGAAGAAGAAGAAUCAAAGGUGAGCGAUGAGGCUCUGAAUAUCCUUUUACAUCUAAACCCUUCUGACACCGAGUUGAAAAAGUUCAUCAACUCGCGAACUGAUCAUCGAUUCUUGGAUUCAUUACUUCAAUUCUUGAACAGUGGUAAUGUCCAAUCGCGAACCAACGCCAUAACCCUAUUGAGAUCAACCCUAAAUGUGGCUGAUCCAGCACAAUUAAUUGGUAUACAACCUGUGUAUAUCAAGGGUAUCAUUGGUAUACUAAAUGACAAAAUCCCCCAACAAGCAACAAAAGAAGCACUUAAGCUCCUAGUUGAAUUAUGUCCAUGGGGUAGAAAUAGGAUCAAAGCAUGUGAGAAUGGAGCUGUUUUUUCCCUAAUUGAACUCCUUCUUGACACAAACGAAAGAAGGAUCUGCGAACUGAUACUAACGGCUCUGGAUCAUCUGUGUACCUGCGCUGAAGGGAGGGCGCAGUUGCUGAACCAUGGCGGAGGAAUUGCCAUUGUCUCCAAGAAAAUUCUUAGGGUUUCACAUUUGGCAAGUGAUAGGGGUGUGAGGAUUCUUUGUUCAAUUUCAAAAUUCUCAGCAACUUGUUACAACAAUAUUCUUCAAGAGAUGUUGAUAGUUGGAGUUGUGUCAAAGUUGUGUUUGGUUCUUCAAGUGGAUGUUAGUCCAAAGACUAAAGAGAAAACUAAAGAAAUUCUAAGGUUACAUUCUAGGGUUUGGAGGGAUUCUUCUUGUAUUCCUCCUAAUUUGCUCUCUUUUUAUCCUUGAUAAAAGGGCAAUCCGGUGCACUAAAGCUUCUAUUAUGCGGUGGGUCCGGGGAAGGAUUAUAUUGUACGCAACUUUACCUUGCAUUUCUGCCAGAGGCUGUUUCCAGGACUUGAACCGUGACCUCCAGGUUACAUGGUAAUUUGAUUGGAGUCCCAAUGUUGCAAGAGUUUCUCUCCAAUUAUCUCUAAUUUGUCUAGUAUUUGUAUUAUUUUAUCUAGGUCUUUUUGAUCUUUGAUUACCCCUAUCUGUUGUACUACUUUCCUAAAAUUGUAUAAUUUUGUUCCUAGUUCUAUUAAUGUGUAAUCUUUUUUUUAUUUCUUCUUCUGUUAAAAGAUCUUGUAAUUCCUCAUACAUUGUUACCUUAUCACUCCUUUAUCACAUUCU